Melampsora larici-populina 98AG31 is the source of this 513-nucleotide messenger RNA. RefSeq lists its product as uncharacterized. NCBI's taxonomy places the organism in Eukaryota, Fungi, Basidiomycota, Pucciniomycetes, Pucciniales, Melampsoraceae. The record is from RefSeq and is a predicted model, not a curated record. The transcript is spliced from 5 exons. The coding region runs from base 1 to 513 and encodes 170 amino acids.
AUGAAUAACUUUAUCACACUUUUGUUUGCUGUAUUCUCAUUCACGAACUUUUUGAGAGUUUCUUCACUUAGAAUCCUUACUCCAAAUCAAAAUGAUACUAUAUUUGCCAAUCAAUUAAUGUUGAUUACUUGGGAAGCAGUACCUACUGAUCCAUUAUCAUUUGAUAUUCAAAUAAGCAACAAUAAUUCAAAUCUUUAUCCAAAUGGUUUGACAAAUUAUCUCAAGAAAUCACAACCUGCUUAUAUUGGAUAUCUUAGUAUAUCUAAUUUAAGUUCUUUGGUUAAUGGGUCUGGUUAUGAGAUUCGUUUCUUAUCAAUGGAUACUUCUACUAUUCUUAGUCAAUCUCCCAAAUUUAAUGUUUAUAAUUCUAUCUCUAAUGGGUCUGGAAAUAGUUAUAAUAUCAAAAACUCGUCUACUUCAGGUUAUGAUCAAGAAAAUGAAGCUUCAACAACAUUUGAUCAAUCUUCUAUUUAUCUCCUUUUGUUCUCUGCACUUUUCGUUCUGUUUAUUUGA